CCACUUUUAAGGACACGGCUUCUUUUACCGAUAAGCCUGUCCAUUUUUGAUACUUAUUCAUUGCCCGACGAAGAAAAGAAUAUAGACAUGCUUCAACGACAUCUGCCGCAACUUUUCGCAUUGGUUUUAAUUUUCUUUAAUUGCGCUUAUGCAGGAAACUUUCGACAAAAAGCUUUUUUCAAUGGACCAUGUCUUCGAGAAGAAUUCCGAUGUGAUAACAAUCAGUGUGUGAAAAGAACUUCUUUUUGUGAUGGAAUAACAGAUUGUUCAGAUAGCUCCGAUGAACGUUACUGCUCAGUUAGAUUGGGAGAGUGCCCCCAAAACUUCUUUUAUUGUGGUAGACCCAAUUAUGAUCGUUAUGGUCGUGAUAAAUGUAUUCCUGAAGUAUGGGUGUGCGAUGGAACGAAAGAUUGCAGUCAUGGAAAAGACGAAAAUAACUGCACAAAUGCGUAUGACGGAACAAUACAAGGAAUAAAUACUUCAAAGCAAAGGGCUAUUAAAUACCUUUUGGCGCAGUCGAAGCAUAAUUCCUCAAUAGGAAAAUGGGGUCCGGAACUGAACAGAAUAGCUGUUGCUUUAUACCUUGCUGAGAAACCAGAAAGAGACUCAUUUUCUGGUGUCCUUCAACAGCAGCCCGCCAUUCCUUACGAACUCAGUCUCCAGUUCUUAUCAAGACUUGCUCUGAAACAAAUUGAAGAUGUUUCAAAUACGGAAUUGGCUGCAUUCAUCAAUGCUUUCCUCGUGUCUUGCAUUAAUCCCAGAAACUUCUAUGUAGUAGACCUGGUAAGGGAGCUAAGAAAACGCGUGGAUUCACAAAAUUCGACAAAUCCGUUCGCAAUACUCGCUCUCUGCAAUGCCGGAGAACAUAUCUCUUCCCGAGAUGUUGAGAAGCUUAUCGAGAUGUUUUCGAGCAAACAACGCCAAUUCUGGACAGAUACGCAAGCCCUUAUUGUAAUGGCAUUAUCCUGCGCUGCCUUACAGCCCAACAGUAACUUCGACAUGGGUGAGAUCAAAGAGAUGACCCUCGAAUUGAAACAGCGCCAGUUUAGAAACGGAACGGUGGAAAAUGUUAAAACGACUGCACUAGUCCUCCAGGCCUUAUUUGCUUCAGAAACAGAGGACGAUGAUGAACAUUUUGACGAAGAAAAAGCCAUUAAACAGCUUCUUGCAAGUCAGAAAUCAGAUGGCUCCUUUGGAAAUGUUGUGAAUACUUACUACGUUCUGCCAAUUCUUAAUUACAGAAGUUUAGUGAAUAUCAGCAACAAGCAUUGUCAAAAUUUGGAAUCGGAUGAAAAAAGAGGCCUGUGGAAUUUGGUGAAUCAACCUGGCCCAAAAUGGCACAUUCAGUACUCCUAUUGGAUAGGAGAAAAUAGAGACGUGGAAAGGAAUCUCAAGCUGAGGGUGCCGACCAACAUCUCCCUCUACACCAUUAUGGAAAUGGCAGCUGAAGUGGAUUCCAGAUUCAGCUUCCAGUACAACGUGAAAAAAGGAAAGCCCUACAUCUUCUCGCUAUAUGAUUUUCAGGACGAUCCCGAAAACGAAAAAUACUGGUUUCCUCUUUUUGUAAAAAAAGAAAACGACGAAAUCAAGUAUCUGCCAAUUACAAAGAGUCCAGCGGAUGUCAUCCCGCAAAACCACGACCAUUUUGUUAUGUGGUACAAAUGAGAUUUAAAAGAAGGAAUGAAAAUAACAUGCUACUAUUUUAACCACAGUACGCGUCAAUAUAUGUUUUUCUUCUUGUCUGGAUUCUUACAUUUUUCCAUUUAUAGUUACCGUUUCGAUGUGAAUAUUUUGCCAAAAAUUAUAAUAAAAUAAUAAGAUUAAAAAUAGCACUGUUUCAGAAUUUCGGACGAGAAGUUCAAUAAUGAGAAUGAAAAUGUACUGAAUUUUAUGCAUGAUUUUUAUAGUUUCAUACCACGCAUUAAUUAUUCCGUAGAUUCUUAGAGCAUAUCGAAUUUUUUUCCAAGAAUGUGUAUGAUUUCGAACAUUUGAGGGAGUAUCAUGAGAGGUUUACUGAAUGAUACUAAAACUAUUAAGAAGAAACCAGAUAUUUUUCCUAUUUCAUGAAAAUUUAUGAAAAUUCAUGAUGCGUCAUAAAAGAAAUCACAUUGUAUGAAACAAUUUUAAGAGCAUUAAAAUAUCUUCAAAU
Messenger RNA from Stegodyphus dumicola, 2149 nucleotides. RefSeq lists its product as uncharacterized. Gene Ontology annotation, molecular function: protein binding; cobalamin binding. Gene Ontology annotation, biological process: cobalamin transport. The record is from RefSeq and is a predicted model, not a curated record. Lineage: Eukaryota; Metazoa; Arthropoda; Arachnida; Araneae; Eresidae.